AUGAUUAAGCAGCACAUUAGUACGCCCGUCAAGGAUAUUAGUUAUAAGGACGCUUCUUUCAUCGACAUGGUGUACGAGUAUAAGUAUGCAGUAACCAAGGAAUCGAAGAACGUCAUCUACUCAAUCAAGUGGGCUCCCGAGACAGCGUGGGAAGACAAAUGCUCGGCUUCUACGACCAGCCCAGCGAUCUUGAAGUUUGCUGCUCCAAAGCGUACACCUGCGGAUACGCUGAAGGUGUUAUUGGAGGGCCAAUGGAAUUACAUGUUGAAAAUAGUGCUCUAUAAGAAUAUAGGAACUCGCUUGUAUUGGGGAAUCAUGAUAUCUAUUGCUCGUAAUCGUAAGAGAUUGACAAUCGAAGAACAAGGCGUGGCGUACGACUACCCGAAAAGAAGCAAUCAUGAAACAAUCUGA
This is a messenger RNA of Penicillium robsamsonii, 411 nucleotides long. RefSeq names its product NmrA-like family protein. The record is from RefSeq and is a predicted model, not a curated record. Bases 1 to 411 code for a protein of 136 amino acids. The transcript has a single exon. Lineage: Eukaryota; Fungi; Ascomycota; Eurotiomycetes; Eurotiales; Aspergillaceae.